This is a messenger RNA of Lontra canadensis (Northern American river otter), 1109 nucleotides long. RefSeq names its product glutathione peroxidase 8 (putative) (gene GPX8). NCBI's taxonomy places the organism in Eukaryota, Metazoa, Chordata, Mammalia, Carnivora, Mustelidae. The transcript has 3 exons. Gene Ontology annotation, biological process: response to oxidative stress. Bases 17 to 649 code for a protein of 210 amino acids. Gene Ontology annotation, molecular function: glutathione peroxidase activity. The record is from RefSeq and is a predicted model, not a curated record.
UCUAGAAUCAUCCAAAAUGGAGCCGCUUACAGCAUACCCUUUAAGAUGUUCAGGGUCGAAAGCAAAGGUAUUUGCAGUUUUACUGUCUAUGGUUCUAUGCACAGUAAUGUUAUUUCUUCUACAACUAAAAUUCCUAAAACCUAAAAUCAACAGCUUUUAUACCUUCGAAGUGAAAGAUGCAAAAGGAAGAACGGUUUCUCUGGAAAAGUUUAAAGGCAAAGAGGUUGCCCUAGUUGUAAACGUGGCUAGUGACUGCCAACUCACAGACAGAAAUUACUUAGCACUGCAGGAGCUACACAAAGAGUUCGGACCAUUCCACUUCAGCGUCUUGGCCUUCCCGUGCAAUCAGUUUGGAGAAUCGGAGCCCCGCCCAAGCAAGGAAGUAGUAUCUUUUGCAAGAAGUAACUAUGGAGUGACAUUCCCCAUCUUCCACAAGAUUAAGAUUCUAGGAUCUGAAGCAGACCCUGCAUUUAGAUUUCUUGUUGAUUCAUCAAAGAAGGAACCGAGGUGGAAUUUUUGGAAGUAUCUGGUCAACCCUGAGGGCCAAGUUGUGAAGUCCUGGAGGCCAGAGGAACCCAUUGAAGUCAUCAGGCCUGAGAUAGCAGCUCUGAUUAGACAAAUGAUCUUAAGAAAGAAAGAGGACCUGUGAAUAUGGCAGUGAGUCAUUCAGACACAGUAAUCGGAAUAUAGACAUGUCAGGGCGGGGGUGGGUGGGUUUCAUCUGAAGACUCUCACAAUAAAAUGUGGCCCUGAAGGAUGGGGUGUUUUAUUUUUAGGAUACCUUGCUGGUGAGUGGUAAUGAUUGUCCCCAAGACAGAGAUAUUACAUAAAGCAAAAAUAAAGAGUAGCUAAAAAAUCAAAAUGCAAUAUAUUAAAUAUUUCAUCUGACCACACUGAAUAAUUCAGAAUACAGAGUCACCAAUGUGCGUCAAUAUCCUGUUGUUCACCUUGACAUUUUCCAGGAUUGUACUUAAUGGAAAUGCCAACACACCAGACCACCGUUUGAAUUCAAGGCACUGUAUGUGACUGAAAUUUCAGGAGUAACUAAAUGUAAAUGGCUAUUUUUAUGUAAUAAAAUACAAAAUAAACAUUGAAAAAUGUGAAAUAGA